AUGGCAAGGAGAGUUAUGGAGCUUGAGCAGGAGGCCGCGGAAAGCCGCGACGAGCUUUCCCUUCAGCAGGACGAGCACGCGCGCCGCCUCGCCCUCGCCGGCGCGCAGAGGGGAGGCGGCGGCGAGUUCAACAGCAGUAGGCGCGUGUCGCAUGGCGGCGGCGGUGACCGCGCCGAGGAGAGGGCGCUGAGGGCCAAGAACGAGAUGCUGGAGAGGCAGCUGGCGCAUAUGAGGGAGGAGGCGGAGGAGACCCAGCUCGAGCUCGCGGCUGCUAGAAAGGCUCGGUUUUCCACGUGGUCGUCUCGCCGCCUCACCCGUGGCCGGAGCGAAUCCCUCCAGAGUUCCCCCGCGCUUUCCGCCCGGCUCGAGCGGGGGGACGGCAGCCUCAACGGGGGGGGGGUCGGCGCGGCGCCGCCGAGGCCGCUCAGCCCAGCAGGCUCCUCCUUCUCUCCCAGUCGCCUCCCCGAGGUGUUGGCGGCAGUCAGCCUCGGCGGCGGCGGCGGCGGCGGCGGCGUGGCUGGCGCGCCCGUCACGCCUGGCCAAAGCGAGCAAGACCACCACCACUACCGCCGGUCGUCGCUCUCGCGGGUGUACUCCUCCUCUUCCUGCGCCGCCUCCGCCGCCGCCGCGGCGGCAGCGGCGGCGGCGCGCCUUCCGAGGGGGGUGGUGCCGUCGCCCCUGGUGGGCUCCGAGGGAGGAAAUCAAGGUGGCGGCGGCGGCGGCGGCAGCAACUUGUGCGGGGGCGACGAAAGGGAGGAGGAGGAAGAGGAGGAGGCGGAGGAGAACGAUGCCGAUGGUGCGGAGUCGGAGGUCUCGAAUGACGAGCUGCGCGCCGCCGACCGAGUUCACGCAUCUGCCUUGCGUGCGAGAAUCGAGGAGAAGGGGGAGUCUGAUGGCGACGGAGGGCCAGGAGGCAGGGAGCCUGACGACGAUGAUGGUGAUGAUGAUGAUGAGCAAGACGUGGCCUGGCUACUGGAGCAGAACACCUGGCUCAUUCAGGAGCUGGAGGCAAAAGACGACUUCAUCCAGGCCCUGCGCGAACAGAUGGAGCAGCUGCAGCGAAGGGAAGGGCAUGGGCCGGGCCCCUCUUCCUCCAUGCACUCGCUGCGAGAGCUGGGGGGCAGCGACAACAGCGACGACGACAGUGACCAAGAAGGCGGUCACCGGUCGUUCUUGGACCACCUCCUGCACGGGACAGGAGGCGGCGGCAGCAACGGGCAGCGGCCGGUCGAUGAUCAUCAUGAACCCGCACACCCCUCCGUCCCGACAACCGUCGUCUCCUGCGACGAGGGACAUCCGAGAGAGGUCACGACCAACGAUGAUGCAGCUGCUGCUGCUCCUGGUCUCGGCGACGGCUGCGCCGCCGCCGUCGCGCUCGAAGCUGCUGCUCCCAGGGGACGCGUCAGUAUCUCAUUGCCCGCGGUGAAGGUGCUGUCGGCUGUGAAGGUGGGCAAGCAUAGGGACCUGGUGGAGAUACCAGACACACAGGUGCACCUUCCACCCGUCGCUCUCGUAACCUCGGACGUGCUUCCCGUAGAGAUCCCCACGGUUGUGGGUCAACAAGCAAACAAACAGCCGCACCAGGGCGCAGUUCCCUCUGCAUUCUCCCUGGGUUCGGCGGAGCAGCAGCAGCAGCCGCUCACGAGAAGCCUCUCGCCGACGCGCUCGGGUCGGAGGCAGUCGGCCGGAGGGGUGACCGGUAUCGUGGGGUACGCCGCCGCCGCCGCCGCCGCCGCCGCCGAGGUCGCCAGCGCUACCACCACCGCCUGUGCUUCUUCCACGACAAGAGCGGGAGCGAUGGCGACCGUUGCACCGUUGCCUGAGGCGGAGGAGACGACAGCGGCCACCACGAAAGCGAAGCCGCCGACACCGGCGCCGCCUGUGGCCGCGCCGCCCACGGUGGAAACGCAGACGACGAAGGCGACCGGUAGGCAGAGGGCGACGGCGAAGGUUACGGCCAAGCAGCAGGAGGAAGAGGCAGCGGCAGCGGUGGCAGCGGCGGCGGCAGCGGCGGCGGAGCCACCGGCCCAGGAGUCUGUGCCGCCGCUCGCACACAUGAACCGCGCCGAGCGGAAGAGCCGGCAGGCGGUGGAAAAGCUCGGGCUGCGCGCCGUGAAGGGCGUGUUUCGGAUGACCAUUCGGACGACAAACGGCGUCGUGUUCGUCGUGAAAGGGCCCGACGUCUUCAGGCAUCCGCGACAGGAAAGCUACGUGGUGUUUGGAUCGGCGGAAACGGACGGAUCCGGCAGCGAAGUUCGUGCUUCACGCCCACCCCAGAGUUUUGUCCCCCCGGCGAUCGCUGUUGGCGCCCCGCCAAAGGUGGCGGGGGCGGUCGUGCCGGCUUCUCGUCCCGACCCGCUGGCUGUGGAGAGCGACUCCAUCUCAGCGGGACUGGAUCCCGCGGAUGUGCUAACCCUCGUCUCGCAAGUCGGGUGCGACUCCAAAGCGGCGAUCGUCGCCCUGCGGCAGGCGGACGGGGACGUGAUAAAUGCGGUCAUGGACCUCACGUUUGCAUCCUCUGGUGGUGGUGAUGGGGCUUCUUGUUCUUGUUGACGAAAAAAUCAAGAGCCAUGCACCUUGGAGAAGCCUGCUGCUGCUGCUGCUGCUGCUGCUGCUGUUCCGUGGGGGCGAACAAGAGAGCCGUUGUUUCGAUUUUCGUAUGGGUCCCGUGACAGCAAUGGUCGAUGCCGUCUGCUGGCCACCUCACGGACUCUGGUGGUGCUGCUGAUGCUGCUGGUGCUGCUGCUCCUGAUGGGGAGGUUUAAGGCCCGAUUUUCAUGCCUCCGCUUUAGCACGAGCUGGCGGUGUUGGUGGUGGACACGCACUUUUCCGAGACGCUGCUUGUCCACUUCACACGUGACAAAUGGGUGCGCAUCUUCACACGUCAACACGGCCAACGCGCCACCAGAGAUGACGGGCGGCCGUUUGCUGCCCUGGCGCGCAGCAAAUGUGGUGCUCUCGACCUGGACCUCCCCGUGACGCCUCGGCAGCUUCGACAGAAAUCGUUAACCCUCGUUCGGCUGUAGACAGCGAGCGGGCUUGGCGUUGCUGCUUUGUCGGAUGCGUACUUGACGAUGAAAACACACGCAUGCGCGCUUCACACAUGUCCAAACUCCACGCUUGUGAAAAAGGAACCUUGAUACACUCCAUACGUACUUCUUUGUGAAAAGGGACCUUCACGGAAGAUUUAUGGGGGGGCGGGGGGGGGUACAUGUGAUUCAUGUCGGGGGCAGAGGCCGGGGUGGGUGGCCUUGAAGCGCAAGACGUCGUGCAUCCAUGUUUUGGCGUUGUUGCUGCUUUGCGGAAGGCCCGCUAGUUGGGACUUCGCGCCAUACCUAUGUGGAACGCACGUGUGGGCGUUGGAGUAAUUUACAACUUACGGAUGAAAGAACGACCGAAAUUUCUCCUGCUCGCGCCGCUAGCCAGGGGCUGCCCGGAGCUGUGCAACCGAAACCUUUGAGCGACAAGCUCCGUUUUUUUUUUUUUUUCAGUUGGGUGGUCGUGUGGAUGUGCCACGGUGAGGGGGAGGUUGCCUUUUAGGUGGAAUUGGGAUUGUCGCAUGUACAGUGGCACAGGGACGGCGAGAAAUCUGCUUGCGUUGUUUUGUAACACAUGGUACAUACUGUAACACAUGUCAAGUUGUGUGUACUUAGCAAAGACAAGGAAGUUGGGUGUCGAAAAUAAACGCUGUUUGCUGUGUUGCUGGCGGAACAGGGGGUGCGAUACAAACAGAUACCAGUCUUCGAUUGGUCAAGUGGCAAGCGCGUGCUCGAUUUUCCUCGCUCUGCGCACGCCGGCAGUUAGCUGUUGUUUCCUCGCAGCUGUUCGUCGUGACGUUUGUUUGUUUGUGUGCGGGGUGCAGGAGACAUUUUUGUGCAGUCUAGGAAGCAAUGUGCUUCGUUACUCGUUUUUCUUCAUUGUCUCUGUUUUCGCAUAUCGUACAAGUUGCAUUGGUGGUAAUGCUGAACUGGACAGCAUCCGUACGGUAAGUAUAGGGGAAUAACAGUCAAGAAUUGCUCAUUUACGGAAACAGCAGUCUUUAGAUUGCACACUGGUGGAAAAGAUGCACUGCUCGUCGUGUUUCGCUUGUGCCUUGUUUCCCGGCAUUUUUUAUUUGGAAAUAUAUUACUACCCGGCCACGUCGCGUAGAAAAGGAUGUCGGAAAGGAGACGGUUGUGAUCGUUUGAUGAGGCACACCGAGUUAGGUGGCUAGUGAUGAAAAACAGUUUUUAUUUGCGCAAAUUCGAAACGAUGGUGUCGAAUGCGAAGACGACAAUAACUCGACAGGGCGACGAUGGUACAGUUCGGCUGAGUGGUGGUAGGGCAGGGCCCAACCUCAUACGUUGGGAAAGGUACCUGGUGCAGUAUUGCCUCACGCGUGGCGUAGAAGACAUCCAAUAGUUGGUGGUCUUACACAGCAGUCGGUGGUGCUAGCGCGCGGUGCUAUUUAGCGCGUAGUUGCUGGUGGCCUGUUAGGGGCAGCAUGACGUGUGUUUGACGUACUACUCGAUUGACUAAAAGUCGCGGGUGCAGUCCUAACUGGAUGCGUGGCGCAGGCAUUUAGGGGUCCGGUGGUGUGAAGUCUCGAGGACGGUGGUACACAUUCACCACACCGUGGAGGGUAAUCGUCUACAGUUGCCGAUUACAGCUAGUUUUCGUUUGUUUUUUUUUUUGGUUUUUUCACCGUCACCUUUGCAGUUAGUUUCGGCAGGUACGUUUGUUUGGCGAUGUGGUUCAUGUUUUCAUUUUGAUUUUGAUUUUCACAAAAUAGACAAGGCCGGUACGCUUGGCGACGUUUCGACGUGGCUGGUGCCAAGGGGUCUCUCGUUGGGGUGUGCAUUGAAGUUUUCAAGGUUUCCACUGUUUCUUGUCCUUGUAGGUUAGGGGUGUGGUCUGAACAGAAUGUUUUAUUACAAUGUAGGAAAAAAAUCUGAUUUGAUGCCAAAGCGGCUGGGUCGUGGAGUUAAAAACGAAGAGAGACACCCCCACUACGCACGCCGGCGAAAACGUACUUCGGGUCUCCUCUGUGGCGGCGCAAGCGCCCAAACGGCGUGCCUCCGUACAGGCAUGUUUGGCGAAAACGUUGCAUUCUCGGCAGGCACCCGAAAGAUAGCACAUCAGUUCGAAGUUCAAAUGUUUUUUAGUACGGGAUUUAUGAGGGCGGCGCAGUAGACGAAUCAAUCGCUCGCGUGGGCAGGACGUUUGCGUCGGUGUCUCUGGAACCCCCUGUAUGCCAGGCAAACGGAAACAAGCGCGGCUGUUAAACCAU
Ectocarpus sp. CCAP 1310/34 is the source of this 5269-nucleotide messenger RNA. The record is from the annotation of a GenBank genome assembly. NCBI's taxonomy places the organism in Eukaryota, Phaeophyceae, Ectocarpales, Ectocarpaceae.